Messenger RNA from Fusarium subglutinans, 1698 nucleotides. RefSeq lists its product as uncharacterized. Lineage: Eukaryota; Fungi; Ascomycota; Sordariomycetes; Hypocreales; Nectriaceae. The coding region runs from base 1 to 1698 and encodes 565 amino acids. The record is from RefSeq and is a predicted model, not a curated record. The transcript has a single exon.
AUGUCUGGACUUGAAAUCGCAGGCCUUAUUCUAGGGGCAAUUCCAGUUGCAAUUGAAACACUCAAGACGGGGAGUCAAGUAAUGGCGAUAUUCCAACGAAGCCGCAGGUACGAGAAUGAAUUGGAGAGGCUGGUCAAUAAGCUUGAGAACGAACGCGUGAGGCUUGAAGACGUGUGUGAAAAAGUUCUCAUCGAUCUUGCGCCUCACUCGAGGAUAGACCACUUGAUCAAAAGCCCUGAUCGCAUGUUCAACGAUGACCCAGAACUUAAAGCCAAACUUCGAAGGCGAUUAUGGAAAGGCAGUGAACUCUUCGAUCAGACGCUGAAAGAUAUCAAUUCUGCCAUGAACGAAGCUAUAAACCGCGUUAAUCUUCAGAUUCAAGAUGAGUCCAACAUCAGAAGAUCACUCAAGCACUCGUUCCUUGACGACUUAUUAUCUCGGAUCAACGAAGGGGUUUCGAUCCUUGAGCAGCUCGUGGAUAGGAGCAUACAACUCGAGCCGGCUAGGAACAGGCGUUUCCAAGGCAUAUUCCUAUUUUGCAUACGCAAUUUGGCAUGCGAGCUCGCCUGUGCACUGCGAGCCAGCUUCCAUUGCACUUGCAGACACCAAAUCUGUUUACAGCUCGAGAGACGGUCCCCAGACAUGGUCCCUGGCGAUACAGAAGAUGAGGCCGCCAAAUACAUCGGGUUUCACCUUGCACUCUCAUAUAUAGGGCCUUCUAUAAAGCCUGACAUUGUCUCUAGUCGGGAUACGAUGUGGUCAGAUGUGUUUGCCAAACCGAGCCCGAUAUCCCGCCCAGAAGCCUUGACUAUUACUAUUCAACCAAAGCCAAAGGAUCACAUGAAGGUUUCUAGGGAAAACAGCAGUCCCAUAUACAGUCGAUACCUUUCCUCGCCCAUGAAUGGCUCGGCCAAGCUCCAAGCCAACUCUUUCGAGCUUAAGUCAGUGGUCAACCAUCCGCAACGAUCUUCUAGAACCGUGGAUCUCUGUAAUAGUAUCACGCGGCCCAUUAAAUCUAGUACCGAGACAUCCUAUGGUAUGAUAUUCGAUGCGUCAACCCCAGAAUCGUACGCAUACCAUGUAUCCUCAGUCAUCCUCAGCAAAUACCGAGCACGAUGUGGUAGGACUAUGACAUCGUUGAACGAAGUUCUUGGUCAGAACCGUCGACACAUGAUUCUCUCGGAACAAGACAGACUCAAAUUAGCCGCGGUCAUAUCUUCCAAUCUUCUUCAACUUCAUGGCAGUCCAUGGAUGCCGAAAGUCAUCCGCAGCCAAGAUAUCUACUUGAUCCAAAGCGAGGAUGACCCCAUUUGCGAUCGCUUUUUUGUCAUGCAAACUCUGCCAAACAAAACCGGUCCCUGUAUUGAAGAAAAUACGGAAUUGAGUUCUAUGAGGAACCAGGCGUUGUUCUAUCUGGGUGUGCUUUUGAUCGAAUUGGCUUUUGGUAAAUCACUUGAGCUGCUUCGAAGUGAACGGGAUAAGUCAAGCACUGGUUCUCAAUUCUUUACAGACUAUAGAACAGCGAAACGAUUGAUCGAUCAAGUUAAGAGCUUCAUAGGGCCAAGUUACGGGAGUGCAGUCUCACGGUGUAUUGAUGGAGAGUUUCACGGACGAGGAGUAGGGCUUGAAGAUCAAGAUCUGUCUCACGAUGUGUACGCUGGAGUCGUGGCGCUGUUGGAGAAGGAGUUGGAAGUCUAA